Megachile rotundata (alfalfa leafcutting bee) is the source of this 6193-nucleotide messenger RNA. It is a transcript of the gene Evi5, whose product is annotated as ecotropic viral integration site 5. Gene Ontology annotation, biological process: regulation of GTPase activity. Gene Ontology annotation, molecular function: small GTPase binding; GTPase activator activity. NCBI's taxonomy places the organism in Eukaryota, Metazoa, Arthropoda, Insecta, Hymenoptera, Megachilidae. The record is from RefSeq and is a predicted model, not a curated record.
UGGUAACAGUGCGCGUGCUCAAAUCUAUCGUGAUGACAAUUUUAAGUGGUGACAGCCGCGUAUAUGCCUCGUUGCCCUCGUAGCAGCGUUUUAACCGACUUUGCUAACACGAAACAUAAUUUUUUGACUCGGUGCGUGAUUCAUUCCGCGGACAACAUAUGGAAUAUUAAUCUUACCAAAGGGGUCAAGAGAAGCAGGCAGCCGGGCAAUUAGGAUUAUCACGUUAUGGACCGCAGGUGAUGAGCGUGUUGUGUUUAUGCACCACUGUACACCAGACCGCUCAAACCAACAGUCAGGCCAGCAAGAUACUUCCGAGCUCGCCGCCGAUUCAAUCCGAGGAAGAGAGGAUAAACUCGUCGCAGGAAAUACCCACCGACGAGCUGGCUCUAUUAGCUAAGCUGGAGGAAGCCAAUAGGCUUAUUGAAUCGGAUGCAAAGUCGUUGAACUCGCUUCAUAGUAAUCACAGUAGGAAAGGUUCUGACACAUCUCAGGUGUCGGUGGCGUCGGGGGGUAGCGGAGGGAAUGGCGAUGCUGCACCCCGACGCCACAAUUCAGCCGAUGGUGAAGAGAAUACUUGGACCCUGUGGGGUCACAUCGUCGCUGAUUGGGAUUAUCAUUGGAAGAAGAGGAAAGAAUUCGUCAAAGAAUUAGUACGUCAAGGAAUACCUCAUCACUUUAGAGGUAUUGUUUGGCAGCUACUAAGUGGUGCUCACGACUCUCCUGUGAAAAAGCAAUUCGCUGAGUAUAUCAAAGCCACGUCCGCGUGCGAAAGGAUAAUUAGGAGGGACAUAGCCAGAACCUAUCCUGAGCAUGAUUUCUUUAAGGAAAAAGACGGACUUGGCCAGGAGAGUCUGUUUAACGUUAUGAAAGCGUAUAGUCUUCAUGAUCGUGAAGUGGGAUACUGUCAAGGUUCGGGAUUUAUUGUAGGAUUACUCCUUAUGCAGCAAAUGCCGGAGGAGGAAGCUUUCGCUGUACUGGUAGCGCUUAUGCAAGAGUAUCGUUUGCGAGACAUGUUCAAGCCGAGUAUGGCUGAAUUAGGGGUGUGCAUGUAUCAGCUAGAACAUUUAGUUGCUGACACGCAUCCCGAAUUACACGCUCAUUUCACGGCACAAGGUUUUCACACGUCGAUGUACGCAUCGUCUUGGUUUCUUACGCUUUUUACCACGGCGCUCAGCCUGCCGCUGGCCUGCCGCAUUUUUGACGUGUUUCUGUCUGAAGGCAUGGAGAUUAUUUUCAAGGUUGCGUUGGCCAUGUUGCAUUUAGGCAAGGAAGAUUUGUUAAGCUUGGACAUGGAAGGCAUGUUGAAGUUCUUCCAGAAACAACUACCUGGAAGAGCCGAGAAAGACCCUGAUGUCCUCAUGAAUCUUGCUUAUGGUAUGAAAAUAAAUCCGAAAAGAAUGAAGAAGUUGGAGAAAGAUUAUACCGUAUUAAAAAUGAAAGAACAGGAGGAGAUGGUUGAGCUUCGUAGGCUCAGAGCGGAGAAUAGGUUACUUAGGCAAAGAACUGAACUUCUUGAAGCUGAAUCCGCGGAACUGGCGGAUAGAUUGGUCAGGGGUCAAGUUUCUCGCGCAGAAGAGGAGGAAACUGCUUUCGUUGUACAAAGGGAAUUAGCAGCCCUUCGGCAUACGCAUCUCGAGACCAGUCAUCAACUCGAGCAGGCUCAUGAGGAGUUGAGAUCUUUGUCGCUUCUGUUAGAGGAGAACGUGACGUCGAAGCAAUCUUCCUUAGAAGAAAUUCUAUCGAAACAAGAGGCGUUGUCGCAGAAGGAGGAAAUGAUACAGUGCUUGCAAGAGGAAUUGGUAAGGGUUCGGUUGCACGAGGCAGAAAAUGAUGCAACGAUAAGGGAACUCAGAGCGAGAAUACAGGAAUUGGAGCAAGAUAAAAAGACCUUACGUGAAUCGACGCCAGAUAAUUCUGUUGCUCAUUUGCAAGAAGAAUUGAUCGCUGUGAAGCUUAGAGAAGCUGAGGCUAAUCUUUCCUUAAAGGAUCUUCGGCAGAGAGUGAUGGAGUUAAGUUCUGCCUGGCAGAGGCAUUUGCAAGAGCACCGUUCAGCCCAGAAUCAACCUGCUAGCGAUUCUACGCCAAAGAAGCUAUUGUUCUGGGAGAACAGGGGCCAUGAGGUGCAAAAAUUCGAGGAAGACUUAAUGACAACCAGAAUUCGAGAAAUGGAAGCUUUGACGGAAGUAAAAGAGCUUAGAUUGAAAGUUAUGGAACUUGAAACUCAAGUACAGGUAGCCACGAAUCAACUCCGUCGGCAGGACGAAGGAGGGAAAUUGCUUAAAGAUGAAUUAGAAGCUGCUUUAACUAGAGAAAAAGAACUUACUGCCAAAUUAAGGGAGCAACAACACAAGUAUUCUGACCUGGAGUCAAAGAUGAAGGACGAAGCUAUGAUGGCUAGGAUACGCGAUGCGGAACACGCGCAGCAAGUGGCUGAACUCACCCAGAAAAUAUCUCUUCUUGAAUUAAAAAAUGAAGAGAUGCACGCGGAAGGUGAACUUAGAAACAAUUUAGACGACAGUGAGAGAGUAAGAGAAUUGCAAGAUAAAGUUGCAGAAUUAAAAGCUGAGGUCAUGAGAUUAGAAAGUUGGAAACAACAUUGGACAGGUAACGGUGGCCAAAAUGUGAGAAGCUUUAGUGUCGAUACUGAAAGCGAGCUGGACGAACGGGAUCUCCGAAUUUGUUUACAGGAUCAUAUCAAUGCGACUACGCAGAAUUCACCAGAGAUUAUUGAAUGCGAAAGUGAAACCGAACAAGAUAAUCGGCAGUACUUGUAAAACUUAAUAGACCGGAUAGCUCGUUCCUUAAUAGUGACUUCCUAGGGACGUGAUAAUUACAUACUUCCAACGUAAGUAGUUGCGCCGAUCCAAUCAUCAUUGCUUUCUUCUCGAUUUCGUUCCUUUUUUUUUAUUUUCGUUUUUUCAGAGCUUACUCGAACCCUUAACGAUCCAUCCCCUAAAAUGUGCUUUGAGAAUUCCAAAUACAUAGCCAGGAUGUGUAUUUACUUUUGAGAUAAAAGGGAACAGCUGGUUGAUAAAAAAGGAUGCGUUCUUGUUUACUUUCGUUCGACCAGCGCAAUUAACGUGUUAUCAGCGGGUCAAAGAAUUUGUCUUUUGUAUGCAAACAAUUGCAGCUUUGCUAACGUAAUCUCUUUUUAACGGGUAUACGAUAAAAUCCAACUGUACAGUUCAGUCUUGUUAUAUAGCCCUCGAGGUUGUAGAAGCUGGAAAGGGUCGUGUGAAAGGCUUAGGAAAAUCCGUAAAUUUAAAAAAAUCGCUCAAAAGGUAGUAUAACAAGACUGUAUUGUACCCAAAUAAGCGAUCUCUCUAGAGAAAAUAGAUAAUUAGAGAUUUUGCGCUGCAAGUAGAUAAAUUAUAUGUUGCUACGUUAGAUAACUUUUUUUUAAUGUGAAUUUUAAGCCACGCUCAAGCAGCCUUUUUGUAUUAAAAAAAGGUUCUCUUCGAUAAGUACUUAGAAGUUUGCACAUAAUGUAUAGUUUGAAAGGCUCAUAUUGUUCAUUAGAAGAUAGCAAAUGAGAUUCUGAAGAAGCAAUAUCUAAUUACUUAAACAUUUGUAAAUGUGCGUUUAACGUACACUGCAAUUAAAUGCUAUCGCGGGAGUAUUAAUUUUAAAUGUAUUUUAGGUGUACAAUUUUAUUUGUAGAUAAUAAUUAUAUAUGAAAUUUAGUGAAAUGUAUCUUAUACGAUUGUGCGUUUUAUGAUAUCAAUUUACAUGCGAGUAGCGAUAAUUAAUUUAACGUUGGAACGUUAAGGGUUAAAUCGCGUAACACAGUUUUGUCGCUUUGGCCUAAAUUAUAUCGAUUUUUCUUUCUUUAUUUUAUUGUACACAAUUGGCUAAACCGAGGAGAACUCGUUUUCGCACUAAACACCAAAUUGUAAUGGUGGAACAAAAAUUAUCCGCUUUCGUGCACGUUUGAUCGAGAAAACAGCAUGAACACUUUUGCAAAAUUGUAGAAUCGGUUCAGAUCACCAGAUCAUUUUUGUAUGCUGUACAAGAAGUUUAGGCGAUUAGAUUUUCACAUUCCCAACACGAAUGAUCUUCGUUGUAACGAUUGUUUCCAUUUUAAUGUAAAAGUCUGACUUCAACUUGCUUUCUGAAUGAAACAUUAUUUUUGCGCCGAUUGUCGAUUUUCUUCGCCCAGACAUUGGAUUGCUGCGUUCCUUAAAUACAAUUAAUGUAUUGUACUUAAUAUUUAAGAAAUUCUGUUGAUCAAAAUAUUUGUUUUCAAGCAUGUGAUAAAAUUAGAAUAUUGGAUUCAUUGGCGUAGCUAGGUAGGGACCAGGGUGCAUUUGCCCUCCAAAAUGUAGACUGAUCUCUUAUCAGAAUUUAUUGGAAUAAGUACAGUACUGAGUAUGGUAAGCUUUCUUAUUCAAAUCAGCUUUAUAUAAAAAAUUUCCCAUGUCCGUCAAUUUUUGUUUCAUUGGUGGUGUCUUCUUUUCUUGUAUAAUGACUUUACCAUACACAGUACUGUAUCUGAAGUAUAGGGUAUUUGGUUCACCCUAAACGAAAGUCCUAGUUACGCUACUGGUUAAACGCUAAACGGUUGAACUAGAGAUAUACGCUAAAUAUACCACGCAUUAAAAUCUCCAGUUUGAAAUGCAUAGCAUUUGCUAUAGUAUAUAUACUCUUUCAUUUUCUAUACAUUUUUUAAAAUUGUAACACAAAAUGUGAGUAGGAUUUACUACGAGAAUCAUGUAAACGAUCUAGUAGCAAUUCAAUGUUGUUUAGCGAAUUAGUCGACGAGAGAAUCAGUAAAUGCUUUUACACGUUUUCACGAGAAUAAAAGAAAUAAAAAUUUGAAAACGUCGUUGCGUAGCAAAAUGAUUGAAAUUUGCGUAAUAUAGAGGCGCGCUAAUACAACGCUUACUGGCACAAGCUCAAUAUUUACCAUUAAGAAUGGUUCAGUUUCUAAUCUUUUCAGAUAUUGCGUCAGCGGUCGAAACAAAUAUUUCUGUUCCCUUUAUAAAUAAGGAGAAUAAUAAAAUAAUUUCGCUACUGCCCGAUAUAUACUGGAUUUAAGCGCAAUGGCUGCAACUAAAACGAUUCAAAGUCUGUCCGUUAAUUUUUAAUAAAUUAUUCUAUGUUGCUUUAGAAAAUUUACGUGUGCAAAAUAAACAAAAAUUUGUCGCAAACUAUUGCGCUUAAUUUAAGGUUAUUUUUAAUAAUCAACGAUGCGCAAGGCAAAUAAAAAAAGAGGUAAUAAUUAAUUGUAUUUAACUGCAACUAUGUAUUGAUAAUCAAUAGUAGCACCUCUAUUAUAAAACUGAUUUGCAUUGGAUGCAAGCAUUUAUUUUGAACUGCUCCUAAAUUCGUAUUUCAAUAUCAGUAUUUAUAAAAGUUGUUUCUUAGGCGAAUUUUAAUUUUAAGAAUCAUGUCCUACGUAUUUUCAGUAUUUCUUAUUUAAAUUUCGUUAAAAAGGAAAAUACAAUAUUCGAUUGUAACAAUAUUCGUAAUUGCAAUGUUUCGUGUAUCGUAAUCGAAAUUCAAAUUUUCGCGCGAAUUUAUUAGCCGUUUUAAAACUCCUGCGUUCGAUAGUAUCGUUCGAUUACUAUCAUUCGAUCACUUGACAGAUGUCCGCCAACUUCAGUCGAGAGAAAAAGGCGGCACUUGAAUGUAUGGAAUACUUUUCUUGACGUAAAAAUAAUUAACGAUUGAAUCAUAUUGUCACAUUAUUUGCUCUUUUAUACAUGUUUCUAUUUUACAAAACUACUGUCAAUCUUUUUAAGGUACGCCCAUUUUACAUUUUACGAAGCAACGACGUUGUUUAAUCGUAGUUCGUGGUAUUUCGUUGAAAAUCAUUUCGGAGUAAUUACACGUAUUGUAUGCAUUUAUUGUAUUUGAAAGACAAGCGGUCAUAAACGAAGCAUUUGUCAGUAAUUUUUUUCCAAAUGUUGUAUACGAGAUUUUCUGACGGAUAACGCGCACACUAUGGACAACGAUGUGAAUUUAUCACGAACAUUGUGGGGAAUAUUAUAACAUCAGGAGUAAAUAAAUUUUUAUUCACUUUUAAGGCCUCUGUCUUUUUCCCGCGUGAACGCAUACGAGAAGAAUCGGCAAACAGGUUAAUAACAUACUGUAUUUCACUAAACCUAAAAGGCUCAUUGUUUUCCAUUUUUUUAGUACGCCAUAAAAUGUUUUAUAAUAUGUAAGAAAUAGAAAAACACAAUAUAAAAGA